Messenger RNA from Dentiscutata heterogama, 172 nucleotides. The record is from the annotation of a GenBank genome assembly. Lineage: Eukaryota; Fungi; Glomeromycota; Glomeromycetes; Diversisporales; Gigasporaceae.
GAACCUUCUCCGCGUGCAAGAAUACAUUAGAUCUCCGGUGGCCAUGAUCCAUAUCACUGAUACUACCGUGGAGUUCUUAAAUGACCAUAAUGAGCCGGUAGAAAUAAAUUCAAGUGUUAAUGAAUUUGCCGAAGAGGAACUUCGAAGAUUUUGCUUUUCUGAAGAUCUCUAG